Messenger RNA from Triticum aestivum (bread wheat), 2248 nucleotides. Its product is annotated as beta-1,3-galactosyltransferase GALT1. Gene Ontology annotation, cellular component: Golgi membrane. Bases 304 to 2136 code for a protein of 610 amino acids. Gene Ontology annotation, molecular function: carbohydrate binding; galactosyltransferase activity. The record is from RefSeq and is a predicted model, not a curated record. The transcript has 8 exons. Lineage: Eukaryota; Viridiplantae; Streptophyta; Magnoliopsida; Poales; Poaceae.
CUCAAUUUUCUCGGCCGCUACCGUUAGCAUUACAUUUAUAUGCUCCUCCCUGCCUCCUCUACUCGUCUCCUCCCGUCCUCCUCUUCUCUACUUGUCGCCAUGACGAGCACAUCUUCCCAGUUGAAGCAUUGAAGAUCGAACCAGUGCAAGCAAUAAGGUAAGAAGUGGUGUCAAUUGCAUCGACAGGUGCUAUGCAAUACCUUGACCAGAAGCGAGAAUAGACUUAGUGCAAGUGUUGGUUUUCCAUUCAAGUCAGUAGUGCCCUGCCUGAUUGCCACAGUUCCAUUGAAAGUGAGUUUAGAGAUGUGGACAACAAAGCAACUCCGCAUCGCGGUUCUGAUCACCUUCUUUUCUCCGGUUAUUGUGCGACAUCUGAUAGAGAACAGCCCCAUAUCAGGAACAUCUUGCUAUCAAAUUCUCAAUGCCAAACCCCUUGCAUGGUUUAGCCACCGAGUGGAUGCACCAGCAGCCAAUCUAGCGGAGGAUUAUUCAAGCAGACCGGAUCGCAGAAACUCCUCCACUGAGAGGCUACAUUGGCUAGACACAUGGGACCAUAUGAAGCACCUAACCAACAUCUCCACUGGCCUUCCUCAUGCGACUGAAGCGAUCAAAGAUGCAAGAACCGCAUGGGAAAACUUGACGGCAACGGUUCAAAAUGCAACUUCCCCGGGGAUAGAGAAGGGGAGGCUCUGCCCGUACUCGGUUCACGGAAUGAACGCUUCCAAGUCGGAGGGUGGUCACUUUACCAUGGACAUACCAUGUGGGCUUGUUGCAGGUUCCUCCAUAACUGUCAUAGGCACUCCUGGCAGCCUCUCUGGUAAUUUCUGGAUUGAUCUUGUCGGGACGGCACUCCCGGGGGAACCUGAAAAACCCAUUGUGCUGCGCUACAAUGUUCGUUUAACUGGCGAUAAAUUUGCUGAAGGUCCAGUCAUAGUGCAGAACGCCUUCACUGCAAGUAAUGGCUGGGGUUAUGAGGAUCGUUGUCCUAGCAGCAACUCCAACAAUGCAACUCAAGUGGAUGAUUUGGAGAGAUGUAACUCCAUACUGGGUAGAGAAGAAAAAAGCAUAAUGAACUCUACACAUCACACUGGUCCCAAGCAAGGUGGAAAGCCAAGCACAUAUUUUCCUUUUAAGCAGGGAUACCUUGCUAUCACAACUCUCCGGAUAGCACUUGAAGGAAUCCAUAUGACGGUUGACGGGAAACAUAUUACUUCAUUUGCAUACCGAGCGGGCUCGGAACCUUGGUUUGGUACUCAAGUACGGAUUUCUGGCGAGUUCAAGCUAGCAAGUGCCAUUGCAAGUGGAUUGCCUACCUCCGAACACUUGGAAAAUAGCCUUGAUCUUGAAAUGCUAAAGUCAUCACCUAUUCUAGACGGCAAAGAUCUCGACCUUCUGAUCGGGAUCUUCUCAACAGCAAACAACUUCAAACGUAGAAUGGCGAUUCGAAGGACGUGGAUGCAAUAUGAUGCAGUGCGUAACGGAACAGUUGCUGUCCGAUUUUUUGUUGGCCUGCAUACAAAUCUGAUGGUAAAUAAGGAACUCCGAAAUGAGGCACGCACAUAUGGUGACAUUCAGGUGUUGCCCUUCAUUGAUUACUACAGCCUAAUUACAUGGAAGACACUAGCAAUAUGCAUCUAUGGGACCAGUGCUGUGUCAGCCAAGUAUCUGAUGAAAACAGACGAUGAUUCUUUUGUUCGAGUACAUGAAAUCUACUCCUCCGUAAAACAGCUGAAUGUCAGUAACGGUUUGCUUUAUGGUCGCAUCAAUUCAGACUCGGGUCCUCACAGAAAUAAUGAAAGCAAGUGGUACAUAAGCCCGGAGGAAUGGCCUGAAGAGAAAUACCCACCAUGGGCCCAUGGACCAGGAUAUGUGGUUUCGGAAGACAUUGCAAGGACAAUCAACAUUUGGUAUAAAACAAAUCGUCUAAAGAUGUUCAAACUAGAAGAUGUGGCAAUGGGCAUAUGGGUUGACGAAAUGAAGAAGGGUGGUUUACCCGUGAAAUACGAAACAGAUGAAAGGAUUUACACUGAUGGCUGUAAGGAGGGGUACACUGUUGCUCACUAUCAAGAAUCAAGGAACAUGCUAUGUAUGUGGGAGACACUCUUAAGGACAAAUCAAGCAAUGUGCUGCAACUAAUUAAUCCAGAAGCAAUUUUGAUGGUGCGAAUAUAUUUUUUGUAAAUUCAGGAGUAUAUCUUUUAAAUUCAUGAACAUUUUUAAAAAUAUAAAAAUCCGGAUUUUUUUUCAAA